AUGGAGACCGAGGAUGAGGAUUACUAUGAAUAUCUCAGCAUGACAGCUGAGCAGGACAAGAACAAACGUGAAAUGUUCCUACAGUUUAACAAAAUCUUCUUAGUUUGCAUGUAUUCAGUUACAUGUAUCGUUGGGAUAUCAGGGAACUCUUUGGUUCUUAUCGUUCUGAUUUUCUAUGAGAAAGUGAAGGUGCUAAGUGACAUCUUUUUAGUGAGCUUGGCUAUUGCUGACCUGUGCUUUCUUUGUACACUGCCAUUCUGGGCUUAUAUGGCAGCUGACGAAUGGAUAUUUCACACUUUACCAUGUAAACUCAUCAGAGGCCUUUACACAAUGAAUCUGUAUGGGUCCAUGCUCACCCUUACUUGCAUAACGAUUGACAGGUAUUUUGCGAUUGUCCAAGCUACUAAAGCCCAUGUCAGCCAAGCCAAAAGAAGAAUCUGGGGUACUGCAGCCUGCAUUUUAGUUUGGGUGAUUUCUCUGGCAUUUGCUAUGCCGCAAUUUAUAUUUAGUAUUGAAGCCUCUUAUGGCAAAAAGGUAUGUCACUCAAGUUAUCCUUCAGAAGACGCACACAAGUUCACAGAAAUAAUACAAAUGGUUCUUGGAUUCCUCCUUCCCAUAGUGGUCAUGGUUGUUUUCUACUCUAUCAUUGCGAACACUUUAUUCAAAGCAAGGGGCUUCCACAAACACAAAUCCUUGCAAAUAAUAUUUGCAAUUGUGGUGACAUUCAUUCUGACGCAGACCCCCUACAACAUUUUGAAAAUCACCCGUGUUGUGGACCAGCGUGUUGCUAUGGAUUUCAGUUUUGACUACGGCUUGGUCAUAACCGAAGCAAUUGCCUAUUUCCACGGUUGUCUUAAUCCUAUUCUCUAUUUCUUUAUUGGUGUGAAGUUUCGGAAGAACUUGGCAAAAAUUCUUAAAAAAUUUGGAUGCAUUAAACAACAGAUCACAAAGCAAGGACAAACAACUGACGAGGAUAUCUCAAAAACCUGUACUGACACACAUAACAUGGAGGAAACAAGCAUGUAUCAAUUGUAA
Molecule: messenger RNA, 1035 nt
Organism: Anolis sagrei ordinatus
Lineage: Eukaryota; Metazoa; Chordata; Lepidosauria; Squamata; Anolidae
Source: RefSeq, a predicted model, not a curated record